Messenger RNA from Sycon ciliatum, 1716 nucleotides. Its product is annotated as mannose-1-phosphate guanyltransferase beta-like. The record is from RefSeq and is a predicted model, not a curated record. NCBI's taxonomy places the organism in Eukaryota, Metazoa, Porifera, Calcarea, Leucosolenida, Sycettidae. Gene Ontology annotation, cellular component: cytoplasm. Gene Ontology annotation, biological process: GDP-mannose biosynthetic process. Gene Ontology annotation, molecular function: mannose-1-phosphate guanylyltransferase (GTP) activity; GTP binding. Bases 188 to 1270 code for a protein of 360 amino acids. The transcript has 10 exons.
GACAUUUUCAUUUUCAAAAGAAUAAUUGAAUAGACUUGGCGUGGCACCCCCUUUGUGUCUCCUUCUUCUUUCUUUAUGUCCUUGUCGCUAUCAUAGAGUGGUCGAAGAAAGGCCAUCGCACCAGUGCAAUUGAUUAGUUAUCUCGUACGUGGUUAUCAAACUCUUUCUCUUUGAUCAGACCAUCAGCAUGAAGGCUCUAAUCCUUGUAGGAGGUUUUGGAACUAGACUUCGCCCUCUGACGUUGUCGAAGCCGAAGCCACUCGUAGAAUUCGGCAACAAGCCAAUUGUGUUGCAUCAGAUCGAGGCGUUGGCUGCGGCCGGUGUCCGCCAUGUGGUCCUGGCUGUCAGCUACAGAGCUGAGUUGCUGCAGAGCGAGAUGAAAAUCCAAGAGGAAAAGCUUGGCAUCCGUAUCACCAUCUCUCAAGAAGAUGAGCCUAUGGGAACAGCUGGUCCACUGGCUGUUGCUCGCGAAAUUCUUGCAGCCGAUGAUGAGCCUUUCUUUGUGCUCAACAGCGACAUCACAUGCAACUACCCGUUCAAGCAGAUGAUUGAGUUCCAUAAGGCGCACGGCAAGGAAGGCUCUCUUGUGGUGACCAAGGUGGAAGAGCCGUCCAAGUACGGUGUGGUGGUGUACGACAGCAAGUCUGGGGAGAUUCAGCGAUUCGUUGAGAAGCCUCAGACAUUCGUCUCCAACAAGAUCAACGCUGGAAUGUACAUUUUCUCACCGAAAAUGCUAUCCAGGAUACCUCUUCGACCCACCUCUAUUGAGAAGGAGAUCUUCCCUGUAAUGGCGCAGGACAACAACCUGUAUGCUAUGGAACUUGAUGGAUUCUGGAUGGACAUUGGACAACCGAAAGACUUCCUGACGGGAAUGUGUAUGUAUCUCGGCUCUCUUCGUCAGCUUUCCCCGGAUCGACUAUACAGUGGUGAAGGUGUCGUAGGGAAUGUGCUUGUGGACCCAAGUGCGAAGAUCGGUAGUCAAUGUCGCAUCGGUCCCGAUGUUGUCAUUGGACCUGGCGUGGUUGUUGAUGAUGGCGCAUGCAUAUCCAGGUGCACGGUAUUAGAAGGUGCUCGCGUCAAGUCUCACUCAUGGCUCAAGAGCAGCAUCAUCGGCUGGCGCUCGUGUGUCGGCAAAUGGGUUCGCAUGGAGAACAUCAGCGUACUAGGCGAGGACGUAAUUAUCCAGGACGAACUCUUCAUCAAUGGCGGCAUCAUUCUCCCUCACAAGAACAUCGGAGUGUCAGUAGUGGAGCCUCGCAUUGUCAUGUAAAAUAGUCCUAUCGUAGACGGUCUGAGAAUGCCCUUGUCCGUUUCAGUUUUCUUCCUUUUAUUUGAAUUUCUUUCCCCCUUUUUUCAUAUGAGAACUUUAUUCCAAUCCUUAUAACGUUAGCUUACAGUCAUGAUGUGUAUUUCUGAGAUAGCAGUUGUUCAAAUUACCUAUUGAUGUGCAAUAUGCAGUGUUUUUCUACUGGAUAGGCAUGUCGUCAGCUUUUUUCUUCCUUUAAUUUCCGCAUUGUGCACAUAGGGAAAACGAGUUAUUUUCUUUUAUAUUAAUUUUUGCUCUAUUGUCUUCUAACCGUUUCACAGAAUGAUGUGAAAAAGUCACCUUCGUUAUUCGUUAUUUUGUUUUUCAGGACAUAGCUGGUGUCUGCCAGGUUGUCUGUCAUGUUGCCUGCCACGUUGAUGAUGCACUGAAGUAAUUCCUAUCCAGCUCAA